UGAGUGAGAAAAGGGUAUCUGAGGAAACUGGGUGGAGUUGUGAGGGGGUGUUAUGGCUUGUCUCUUUCACUUUCUUUGUUUCUUUUGUUUUUUGGGUACUGUAAGGAUCACAUGGCUGCUUAACCCACGACUUGACUCUUUAACUGGACAACAUGAAGAGGAGGUGAUAACUCAUUUCCUGAGAGAUGUUCAUCCUGUGGGCCCUGAGGUGAGACUGUCUUGGACUGAAGUGUAUAUGCCUGUGAGACGUUGUCAUACAGUCUUGAAGAGCAAGAUGGGAGAAUUCUCUCUUCCAGCGUAUCAGCACCGUUUUCCUGAAAAUAUCUGGUGCAAUUGGACCAUCUGGGCUGGUCCCAGAAACCACAUUCUUAUUUACAUCUGGGGAUUUGGAGGAAACACUGACUGCGAGAAAAAUACAGAUAAGAUUGUAUUUCAAGGGGUGGCCUCUGUUGUAGAAAAUGCCAUCGCCUACGCUUGUUGGAACAAGGAAGUCCACGUUUUUGCUACUCAAGCUUCAGCUGUCCAUGUGGUCUUACUGUCCAAGAACUACUUCCAGAAGCGUGGGCCCCAGCGCUUUAAAGCAAAGUAUUUCGUAUUUCCAGACCCUGGCAUUACAACUGCAGAAAAAGGUGAAGCAUCUCAAGUCCCACUUCAAGAGAAACCUGGUCCGAGGACUGCUGAGCAGAAGAUUUCAUAUUCUGCUGGUAAUCGCUCCCAGGCUCCUUUGAGCUUGCACACCAGCCUAACUUCAAGAAACCAUAUUCAGGCCUCCCCUCUUCUCAUUCCAGAGCUGGCAUCAACGUGGGGAAAAGCUAAAGAAAUCCAGGCCUGGGGUACUACCCACCGUGCAGCUCUGACCACCCCAGGUGCUUCCCUCUCCAAAUCCAAGGUUGCUGACACAGCUUCUUCUCUGGCUUCCCAGCCACUAUGUCACUUAGGGGAAGGUCAAUCUUCUGAAACCUUUGGCAGGACCACAGCCAACUUGAAUGUUUGGGAGAAAAAUGCACAAAGAGGAAGAAGCAUUCUGCCACUUUGUUCCAGUGCACUGUCACAGACCACCUUGCUAAGCACUCAUCUUCUGAGGUCCACAGAGUCCUCUGGGAUGGGAGAUUGGACCAAAUGGCUUGAAAUUGGAAGACCAGAGAAUGUAGUUGAAUACGGAUUGACCCCUCCUAAAGGUGUGAUACUGAACAUAAGGCCCAGUCCUUUCACCCUCUUUGCUUCAACUAACUAUCUGGGGGCAAGACUUCCGGAAAGAGCAGUAUCCUGGGAAGAAGAGAAGAUGCUGACCACCCUUUUCAAGUCUCAGGGAGGUGCUCCCUGGGAGGAGGUGGAGGAUAUGCAGACUUAUGAAGUAAUGGGCCAUUUCCCCAGACAAUCAGCAGGGAGCUCUCUACCCAUCAUCUCCUUGAUUAAUGUAGUUCCAGAGGCUCUCCAGAGUGAACUCUACAGUAUUCCUGGGACAGGAGUCGUGGACACCAUAGGCCUUCCACUUCAGAUGACUAAUUAUGUGACUGUUCCAGAUGACCUGCUUCUGGAGCCAUCUGCAGCUCUUGAAACUGUUGAAAAUUCUGCUGUUGACAUGUUUAUUUGGAUAGAGUCUAGCCAAACUACUGAAAUGGGUCUGUCUUUGGACACCACACCUUUAUUAGACACACCUCAGCGACAGACAGGUUGCCAUACAAUCUCAAUAAGCCCCACUGUGGGAAUAUCUGUAGCCAGCCUUGAGCCAUCUUUUCCUUCCUUCAGCUCCAAGGAUAGCCUGAAUUAUGAUGUGCCCUCUGAAUGGCUCCCCCCAAGUCACAGAGGAGGGGAAACUGAAACAGACCUGAUGUCUGUCCUUCCAAGUAUGGCAAGACCCUUCCACCUUCCUACCCAACCAGAGAGUACAUUGGAAAUCAAGAUGAUCCCCACCCUUUACCUUGGGGAGGGUACAAACCUAGAUACUGAGUGGCUUCCCCAAAGCACAGCUGUUCUUUCUCAGUUAGUUAGUCUCAAGGAGAGGGUAAAAGCUGAGAGAACUCUGGUCCCUCCCACUGCUUACCCUGAAUUUAAUGUGUCCCUUGUGCCUUCAUUCCUAGCUUCCCAAAUGGAAUGGGAGUGGUCCUUUCAGUUGCCAGUUAGUCCUGUGGAGACCAGAAGAGGGACUGAGUCUGCGCUAACCUUCCCAGGUCCAAGACAGCCCCUGACUGCUUCAGAAUUUCCCAUCAAUCUCCAUCCAGGCCUUCUUAAAACAGAUCUGGAGCAUGUAUCCCAUAAUUUAGUGGUGGCUCCCAUGGAAAGCCUGCUUGAAGCCAAGCUAACAUCCUGCCUCCCAACGAGUUGCCCUGUACCUACAAUAGGAAAGAAAGUCCUCAGCGUAGGUGAAGUGAGGCCCCUGCUACCAGCUGCUCGAAACAUCCUGGAUAAGACUUUUCUUCUGACACCCAUUCUCAAGGAAGCAGAAAGUACAUGGGAGGUGACCCCAGAUGAACCUGGAGCUGGUUUAAGGAAUCUCUUUUUUAGUCCGUCAGGAGUGGGGAGCCUUGAUGAGGGAUUACAGAGUGCUUCUCAGCUGGCUCCAGGACUCAGCCUUUCAGAAGCCAUAGAUACCUCUCCACUGAGCAAGUCCUGCUCAGGAUCAGAGGCCUGCACCAAUAUGGCUCCUCUCUCUGCCCACAUUGGAGAGAGCCACCACAAGCCUAGAGGUACAUCAUUGAGAAACCAUCUGGGAACCAACAGGCUCCAGGCUGAGAUCCAGAGUGGUGAGGGGACCCAAGUGCAGACUCUGAGGUUUCCCAGCUCUAUGAUGCAGAAAGCAUGUGGGUGGAGAGACUGCCUGCUGAACUUAUCCACUCACCCACUGGGACAUAAGGGGGAUCAGACUGUAUGUUUUGCUGCAGUGCCGUUGCCAGUUUUCUCUGAAAACAUGUUCCCUUUGGAAACAGAAACUCUUCCCAGCCACUUGGAGGUGCAGCAAGCUGGGGUCAUUGAAGUUCUCCCUAUAAGAAGUUGCCAUGUGGUUUUGCUGGAUGCAGUUGGAGAAUUUUCCCUGUCUGGGAGUCUCAACCACCUUCAAGUCAACAUCUGGUGCAACUGGACCAUCUGGGCAGGUCCUGGGAAGCACAUCGUAGUAUAUGUCAAAGGGUUUGGGGUGUCUGAGAGCUGUGGAGAGAACCAGGACAUUCUGGUGUUUCAGGGUGUCUUUUCGAGUGUGGAGAGGAAAGCUGCCUGUGCCUGUGAGACUCAGGGGACUCUGACCUUUGCUUCCCAGGCUUGGGCUGUCCAUAUCCUACUCUUCUCCAUGGGCUCUUCUCCCGGCCAUGCCAGCCGGUACUUCCACGCCCAGUAUUAUGUGUUCCCAGAUCCGGAGGCAGAAGAACUUCCUAGAUGUGCCUCUGUCUCUCAUGCUGACCUUGAUCAUGCGAGGACUCGUGCUAAACCAGGUGGAUGGCAGCAGCCUGCUAACACCUUGACAUGGAGAAAUGAUGGGCUGAGCUAUAGAGACCAACUGGUAAAAGAGUUGCCCCAGCUGAAUGACAAGGAGGAAUUGUGGGUUCCCGAGAGCAAUGGCAUCCUGGAUGACGAAGGUGUUCCACGCCUCCUCCGACCACUGAGGCCUCAGGGGCUGGCCUUAAAGGAGCAAAGCCCAAUGGCCCAAAGCUUGUUGAGGCCAACAGAAAGUGAAAAGCAUUCUGGAGGUGAAGACUCUAUGACCCUAAUGAGUAUCCCAGCCUCAAAUCUCUCCCAGUGGGAAAAGCUGGAGAAUAAAGCUGUCAAUCCUGGCGUGACUAUACCCUUCCCAGGACAUCCCUCCAGGACCCUUUCUCUAACUGAUCUGCUCUCCCUCCAGAUCCCAGUGCCUGAAGCUAUUCCCAAAGUGGGCACCCAGGUGAGACUAGCACAACAAAUAAGUGGGCCUGAAGCCGCUUUGAGGACUGUAGAGGUAGGAGACCAAGGGUUGAUUAGGAGACUUGCUCUAACUAAGACCUCUGCCCUUUAUUCAUCCUCAUCCACCGUGGCUCCAGGGGGCCUCUCGGAAGGGCUAAGAGUUCAUCCCUCCCAAGUUUCCAGCAGGGGAGUGCUCUCAAAAAGGGAAAAGAUCCCAACAACGAGCUCUGGGGCAGCUGAGUGCGUGACUGGCCCCUUUACUGAUGUUGAAGAGAAACAGCUGACCUUGACGGCUGGUGGACAAGAAUCAGGCAAUGGUGAGACCCCUGACAGUGGAAGUAAUACUGCCCAACCCAGUCCCAGGGGAGAAACAGAAGAUGGAUCAGGUGUACAGCUGUCUGGCACUCUGGGAAGCAUCCAAUGUCUUCAUGUAGAGCCCUUGGAUCUGGAAACCUCUAGGAUUGAUCUAAUCACAAAUAAUCUCCCUUCAGGAAUGUCUGUUAGUACCCCCCAGGCUGUUUCUACAACAGUCCAACAUGAAGCUGGGCAGGACCAGGACCCCAAAUCUGAAAUCUCUCCCUCCCCUGGUGUAGGGGUGAAGAAUGUGGCCCCUAAUCAUUUUCCUGGACAUACAGCUGCAGUAACUCUCUUCCCAGAUCUUGGGAAUGGCUCCAUCUUAGAGUCGCCACACAAUCCUGGAGAUGUCUUGUUCGAAGUUGUUGUUGAAAUGGAACACCAAGCACGGUUGCCAGUGGGUGAGUUUGGAGUGGAGAAAUCCCUGGUGGAAUCCAUAAAGCAGAAGAUCUCCAAGAACCUGAAGUUUCUGUCUCACAAGGUUGAUGAGAUGAAACUAAUGGAGAUUAAAAGAAGAGAUGCUGCCAAUGUCUCCCUCACAUUCUGGCUGCACCUAAGAGCUGGGAAGAGGAACAGGUCUGACUCUCUGCUUUCCCAACUACGUGUGCUGGCUGGCCAUGGUCUACACAACCAACUGAAGGUGCUCAUUGGCCACUCAUUAGGGACUCGACUAAAGCUAAAGUCCCUCACCAUUGAAGAUGUGAACGAAUGCAAGAUUGGUUUAGAGAUAUGUGGUGAUGAGGCCGAAUGCUUGAAUGGAGUCGGCACUUACUUAUGUCGCUGCAAAGAAGGGUUUGAAGACUAUUCUCCUCUGCAGACUGGCACCUUAUGCGUCUAUGCUCCACAGUCAGGGAUUGGAUUUCUCUUCAGCUACUUGGAUGUUGUAGUAGGUGCUGUUGUGUUCGCUACCAUCCUGUUGAUGUUGCUCAUAGGAAUUCUAUGGCUGUUAACUAAAGCCAGAGCUGAGGAAGGUGUCUUGAGUCUCCAGGAAGAGGUGGCCACACCUGAGAGCCCACUUCCGACACCACUGGCCCAGGCAGAACCUUCUAUUGACCUGAGACUGCUCAGUGGACACCCAGCUUUCAGCCCCUACCAGCCGAAGCUCCGAGCUAAAGUUUCAGACUGGGCAUUGGCACAAAGAGCCUAUCCAAGUGAAGGCUUUCAUGUGUCUGUGGAAAGAUCCCAGUGUCUGUAACAGGGGAUGGAGGCAUCUUCUUGGCAGUAAGAUACCACUCUCAGGACUUCCUGUUACAGAUGAGAUGUAGCAUUCGCUGGCAUGGACUGUUAAUCCCACUUCCCUCACUGCUGCUGAUCUUGGGCAGGAAUAACCCUGGUUCUAGCCAUGCUCCUGCCUUCCCUCUGAGGGGCUGCCCUGGCUCUUUGCUCAGGACUCUGGCUGGAGCAAGAAAAGUGGUGUAGACAAAGAUCUUAUAUGUUAAUGUAACUGAUGUAAUGAGCACGUGUGCAAUCCAAUUGACCAAGAAGCUAUGUCUGUGGCACACAUAUAUGGGUCCUGGGUGGAACCUGGGAAAAGAGAUGUCUUUUCAAACCUGGAGGGAGGCUGGUGCAAUUAUUUCUCGUUGCUCACAAGUGAGUAAACUAUAACUAUCCCUAUGCAAUGGCUACUCAGUCUCUCCCAUACCACGUUGAAAUCUGUUGUCUCUCUCUUCUUUCUCUUUCCCCUCCCCUUCCUGGAUAGGAGAAAAGUUAAUGCUUCUAAUUCCUAUGGGUGGGGGUUGCUGUAAGUGUCAGUUAAGGUUGCUUCACUUUUCCUCAUCUAGGAAGGUUGGGGAUGGAUCUGUGGUUCACUUAAGUUAUUCUCAGGGGCGACUGUGUGCCUCCCUUACUCCUGGGAUGCAAGUGUUUUUUAAGCAGUUGUAACUGAUAGGGCAAAACUCAGUUUCUAGAAGUGGUUCUCCUGUGGGGAAAGCUCUCUUUAUUAUUGACCCCCAAAUAAAAUAAAGCAGAUUUCUCUUUUAAAAACGACCUAUCUUUGUUCUAAGCUCUGCUCUAGCCCAGGCUCUAUGUGCCGCUUCUUUAAGGGCUGGCUUCAGACUUUGGGGUGGCUGAGUUGGAGAUGCCCAUUCAUCCCUUCCAUGCUGUCCAAUCUCAUCCUGGUACCCUGCAUCCACAUAUAGAGCACUCUGUGAUGUCACCAUGGGUUCCUUGUACUGUACCAUGGUACUGUACAUGUAGCAUGUAUUGUAAUGUCAUGCAAAAGCCUCUUCAAACCCCUGUGUGCAGAAGGGAGAGUGUUGCAUGGCUCACCCCCAAUCUGCCAGAACUCUUGUGUUACCCUCCCCCCAUACCCAAUUAAUACAAAGA
Ornithorhynchus anatinus (platypus) is the source of this 6549-nucleotide messenger RNA. RefSeq lists its product as uncharacterized. NCBI's taxonomy places the organism in Eukaryota, Metazoa, Chordata, Mammalia, Monotremata, Ornithorhynchidae. Gene Ontology annotation, molecular function: calcium ion binding. The transcript has 10 exons. The record is from RefSeq and is a predicted model, not a curated record. The coding region runs from base 53 to 5419 and encodes 1788 amino acids.